AAAAAAAGAUGCGGAUUCGUGCUUGAAGAUCGCUAAAAAUUAUGGGAAAUGUGUCCUUCUAUGCGAGUACAGUAAAAUUGGAAGUGGUGCAAUGACUUUGGGACUGGGUGUGUUUGGAUGACGUCUACAGGACCAUGCGCUGCUGAUUAAGGACGUCUGCCUUGAGGCUGUCUUGAGGCUACAUAUCUUGAAGUUGAGCUGGCCAGGGUGUGGUGCAAACUUAUUCCGAUUUCCAGUGCAAGCGAACAUCUUCAAAUCAAUCCUAUUGUCCAAUCAGUCCUCGAAUAGUACAUAACUCCCCUUCUUGACGAGAUACUUGGACCGGAAUAUUCUGCAGUUUUUGACGGACCACAUAGAUCGACGAAAAGAUUUGGUCGAAAGAGGAACCGACACGAAAUGUCUCUGUAUAUCGCAAGCGUGAUGAGCUUCUUCAAGCCGUUGAUCAAGUAUGGGAUGAAAGAGACCCGGAUCGAGGGCCUUCCUAUCCUCUUGGAGAUCCUCGAACGUGCGAGACACGACCGCAAGCCCGGAUUAGAUGAUCCGAUGGUCUGGGGAAUCAUGCCAUUCAGCACGUAUUUCGAUACCUCAAAAGUACGCUGGACGUUAGGCGCGGCAGAUAUCCUAUUCACCAACCGUUACAUUGCACCCUUGUUUCAGAAUGGACAAGUGAUCAAGACCGUCCGGGGAGACGGGAUCUAUCAGCCGGCACUCGACUUGGCUAUCGAAAAAUUGGACAAUUCUCAAUGGGUUCACGUCUUUCCUGAAGGCAAAGUUAAUCAACCUAAUAUAGAUCGAUCCGCAUUCAGUGAUGAGCUGUUGAGGUUCAAGUGGGGAAUUUCUCGCUUGGUGAUGCCUGAGGGUAGACCCUCGCCCUACAACAUGAUUCCAAGACUAAACCAGAGCCUGUCGAUCAAACUCUCACCUCCGAUCAACGAUCUAAGAUCCUACUCUGAUCAGAAUACCAAAAGACAUGAUCAUGAUGAUUUGCAGAGGAGAGAAAAUUGCAAUAACCAUUUGAAGAUCUCGGAGUUUCGGAAGAGAUAUCAAGCCUUACAACUUCGAUCCGAAAAACCGCAAGAUUCAAUCAAUGAUCAUCAAGAUUAUAGCUCUUUGAAAGAUCUGGAUGAAGCUAAACAGAUCCGGAUCGAGCUCGCCAGUUUCUUGCAUUCCCAACUUUUGGCCGUCCGACCAACAUGA
Molecule: messenger RNA, 1197 nt
Organism: Puccinia graminis f. sp. tritici CRL 75-36-700-3
Lineage: Eukaryota; Fungi; Basidiomycota; Pucciniomycetes; Pucciniales; Pucciniaceae
Exons: 5
Coding region: 397-1197 (266 amino acids)
Biological process (GO): inner mitochondrial membrane organization; cardiolipin acyl-chain remodeling
Cellular component (GO): mitochondrial membrane
Molecular function (GO): 1-acylglycerophosphocholine O-acyltransferase activity
Source: RefSeq, a predicted model, not a curated record